CGCGGCCGCCUCUGGCUUCAUUUCUCACCCAGUUCUGAGACCGAGAGGGACUUUGUGCAGAGUCGUCGACAUGACCGAGACUGCAGCCGCCGAAUCGGCUCCUCCAGCCGCGCCCGCUGCCGCAACCAAGGCUCUCAAGAAGAAGAAGGCGGCCGCCCGCACCAAGCUAGCCGGCCCCAGGCUAGGCGAACAAAUCGAGAAAAUUGUGGCGGAUUGCCGCAAUCGCCGAGGGGUGUCCGUCAUCGCGAUAAAGAAGGAGUUAGCCGCCAACGGCGUCGACCUGGAGAAGUUCAAUCGCCAGAUCAAGAUGGUCAUAAAGAAGAAAUUGGAAAGCGGCUCCCUGGUUCACACUAAGGGCGCGGGUGUCUCCGGCUCCUUGAAGGCCGCUAAGAAAGAGAGCACCGCCAAAAAAGCGAAGAAACCAGCGGCCAAAACAUCUCAGGCCAAGAAAUCUGCGGCCAAGAAAAGAGUGGCUAAGAAAUCUCCCACCAAAAAACAAGGCGUUAAGAAACUAACGCCUAAAAAAGCGGUAGCUAAGAAACCAGCGGCUAAAAAAGCGGCCGCGAAGAAACCGGCGACCAAGAAGGCUGCGCAGAAGCCCAAGAGCCCCAAGAAGAUGACUGCCGCGAAGGCGGCCAAGAAGUCUUCAAAUGCCAAGCCGAAGGCGAAAUCUAUGAAGACCAAGCAAAAAGCGGCUAAAAAGUAAAAAGGAAAACGCAACUUGUAAUGACUUAAAACCAACGGCUCUUCUAAGAGCCACUCACAUCUCCCAGGAGAGAGCUGACUGAAAUCAGGUGAUUCCUGUCCCGGAGCUGGGUUCAGAUGUCGAUGCGAAAUCAUGGAUCCCCAGCACACCUGACAUUAACAAUCGUUUCCCUAGUAUCAAAGCUGCAUGGCGUGUCCGGGCCGAGGCUCACUCGGAACGUGUUCGGCCUCAGGCUCCGUUCAAAGAUCGUUUCUUUCUCAUAAAAUACCGGGAUAUCGUCUGUGGGUCGGCAACACUGGAGGGGAAUCCCCGCCUCACAGCCAGAAAACCAACAUAAAACGUUCCACAAUUAAACAGGUUAUAGUGACUAAAAUUCUCAAGAGGAGUGGGGU
Mobula hypostoma (lesser devil ray) is the source of this 1098-nucleotide messenger RNA. Its product is annotated as histone H1-like. The transcript has a single exon. Lineage: Eukaryota; Metazoa; Chordata; Chondrichthyes; Myliobatiformes; Myliobatidae. Gene Ontology annotation, molecular function: DNA binding; structural constituent of chromatin. Gene Ontology annotation, biological process: nucleosome assembly. The record is from RefSeq and is a predicted model, not a curated record. Gene Ontology annotation, cellular component: nucleosome. The coding region runs from base 71 to 706 and encodes 211 amino acids.